AUGGCGUCUCCUCUGCAGUUUGCAUACCGGACCCAGAAGGCCAUCGGCGUCACCGACGCUGCGCCUGUUUACGAGACCCUGCCUGGGUUCGUCAAACCCGAAGGGAACUUGCGUUGCAUACUAUACUCGCCAUGUGGCCGCUACUUUGCCUGGGCCACCAACGACAGCGUCGGCAUUGUUGAUGCCUCCAACGGCAGUCUCCUGACUACGGUCGCAGUCACCCAAGUCUACGAGGUUGCAUUCUCACCCCGUGGAACCUACUUUAGCACAUACGAACGACCGGCCAAGGACGAAGCUGGCGAUGCCACCAAGAACCUGAAGAUCUGGCGCGUGGUCGAGGAUGUCGCCGAAGGUUCUGAGAAGCAGCCCAUCGGUCGGUUUGUUCAAAAGUCCAUGUCAGGCUGGAAUCUACAGUACACCUCCGACGAGAAGUUCUGCGCCCGGAGCGUCACCAACGAGGUCCAGUUCUACGAGAGUCACGAUCUCAAGACCGUGUGGAAUAAGCUGCGCGUUGAAGGCCUUACCGACUUCGCUGUUGCACCCGGCAAAAACCACAACGUCGCCGUUUUCAUCCCCGAGCGCAAGGGUCAACCCGCCGCUGUCAAGGUCUUCAACGUUCCCGAGUUCACAAGCCCGAUUUCUCAGAAGACCUUUUUCAAGGGCGACAAGGUUCAGUUGAAAUGGAACAGUCUGGGAACGGCCCUGAUUGUGCUGGCACAAACAGAUGUGGACAAGUCCAACAAGAGUUACUAUGGUGAGACCACCAUGUAUCUCCUCUACGCCAAUGGUGGAUUCGACGCCCGCGUUACUCUCGACAAGGAGGGCCCUAUUCACGACGUCACCUGGUCUCCUAAUGGCAAAGAAUUCGGAGCCAUCUAUGGCUACAUGCCCGCCAAGACCACCAUUUUUAACCAGCGUGCUGUUCCGAUGCACUCUUUCCAGAUUGCACCCCGUAACACGUUGAUCUUCUCACCGACUGGUCGUUUUGUUCUGGUCGCUGGUUUUGGAAACUUGGCAGGUCAGAUUGAUGUCUACGACAUGGAGAAGGACUACCGAAAGAUUUGCACUAUCGAGAGUGGCAGCCCCAGUGUCUGCCAGUUCAGCCCCGACAGUCGCUAUAUCAUGACCGCUACCACCUCGCCCCGGCUUCGCGUUGACAAUGGUAUCAAGAUCUGGCACGUCGGAGGCACCAUCAUGUACAAUGAGGACAUGGUAGAGCUUUACAACGUGGCCUGGCGACCCAUGCUCCCUGAGAACCUCCCUACUGCGGAUCCUCUGAACCCUAUCCCAACCCCCCACUCUUCUGCAGUGGCAUAUUUGGGCACAGUCAAGACUCCUUCCAAGCCCGUGGGUGCAUACCGACCUCCCGGUGCUCGUGGCUUGGCAACUCCUCUCCAUUUCAGACGCGAGGAUGAAGGCGGCGCUGCCCAUGUUAUGAGCAACGGAGCUGCCAAUAUUGGCCCCAAUGGCUUUGGCCGAUCUCGCCGCCAGGUCCCUGGAGCCGAGCUUUCGGAGUCUGGCCCUCGUUCUGUCCCUGGUGCUGCUCCGGCUGUCCCUGGACUCGACGGCGAUGACCUUUCCAAGGCGGCGUCCAAGAACAAGAAGAAGCGAAACAACAAGAAGAAGCAGGCAGGUGAGGGUGGCGAUGCUACUGCCAACGCUGGCGGGCUUGCUCCCCCGCCUAAUGAUCAGGGUACAGGCUAUGCCAAUGACGGCCGCAGCCCUGAUCGUCGUGGCAAUCGCAACCAUAACCAACAGAGCCGCAGUCGCUCGCGAAACAAUGCGCACGGAGGUAACAACCCGGGCCGUCAACGCAGCAACACCGCACGCAACGGUGAAGGCUAUCAGGUUCGUGAUGGAGGUGCUCCGUUGAAUCCUCAGGUGCAGACCUCUCAGAUUCCUUCCAUUGCUGAGACUCCUCUUUCGCCUGGCAGCCAGAACCCCAUGGCAAAGAAGCUUCGCAGCUUACAGAAGAAAGUUAGAGCCAUCGAGGAUCUAGAGAUGCGUCAUGCCGGAGGUGAGAAGCUUGAGGAUACUCAGAUCAAGAAGAUCUCUACGAAGUCCUCAGUACUUAAGGAGCUCGAGGUCCUCGAAAAGCAAGGCAUCUGA
Truncatella angustata is the source of this 2109-nucleotide messenger RNA. RefSeq names its product eukaryotic translation initiation factor 2A. Lineage: Eukaryota; Fungi; Ascomycota; Sordariomycetes; Amphisphaeriales; Sporocadaceae. Gene Ontology annotation, cellular component: cytosolic small ribosomal subunit. The record is from RefSeq and is a predicted model, not a curated record. The transcript has 2 exons. Gene Ontology annotation, molecular function: translation initiation factor activity; tRNA binding; ribosome binding. Bases 1 to 2109 code for a protein of 702 amino acids. Gene Ontology annotation, biological process: translational initiation.